AUAUCUGAUUAUUUGUGGCAGCUGAGGCUGGGGGCUGGAAGCAGUCUGAGUUCUUUUUUUUAUUUCUUGACGGUAUCGUUUGUCGACAGUUUUGUUCAGUUUUUUGUUGAUUUACAAAGUACCAUGACUGAACAAUCCGCGCUACUUCUUCGAAAGCAACUGGCAGAGCUCAACAAGAACCCUGUUGAGGGAUUUUCUGCUGGGCUCAUUGACGAUGAUGACAUCUACAAAUGGGAGGUAGUCAUCAUAGGCCCACAGGACACUCUCUUUGAAGGAGGCUUUUUUAAAGCAUACUUGACCUUCCCGUAUGACUACCCUCUGCGGCCACCAAAGAUGAAGUUCAUCACUGAGCUCUGGCACCCCAAUGUGGCCAAAAACGGGGACGUUUGCAUCUCGAUCCUGCACGAGCCCGGUGAGGACAAGUUUGGCUACGAGAAGCCGGAGGAACGCUGGUUGCCCAUCCACACAGUGGAGACCAUCAUGAUCAGCGUCAUUUCCAUGCUAGCUGACCCCAACAGCGACUCGCCCGCCAACGUGGAUGCCGCGAAAGAAUGGCGGGAGGACCCAAUAGGCGAGUUCAAGAGGAAGGUAGCCCGCUGUGUACGAAAAAGCCAAGAGAUGGCAUUUGAUUAACCCCUGCCUCUCUCCAUCUUUGUGGAUUACCCAUGCUAAACUAAUCUGUUUCAUGAGAGGCCCACCCUUGCCCUUCAGAGGAGGACUCUCACCCAUUAAUUGUAAA
Messenger RNA from Clupea harengus (Atlantic herring), 739 nucleotides. Its product is annotated as ubiquitin-conjugating enzyme E2 G1. Lineage: Eukaryota; Metazoa; Chordata; Actinopteri; Clupeiformes; Clupeidae. The record is from RefSeq and is a predicted model, not a curated record.